CCCAGCCUGAAUAUCAGCCCAGUUGUUAAUCAACUAGUGAUUCCUGCAUUUAUUUUCGUCAUCCCCGCUGUUUUGCCUUUCCCCUGCACUCUUCCCCUCAUCUCUUCCUUCCGUCCUUCUGUUUCUUCCUCUCGUCAACUACGAUAACACAACCUCACGAUUGACGACUCACUUUCCAGCAGAGAUGGGCUACAGAAAUGAGCCCCUCUCGAAGGAGGGCUACGCGACCGAUGUGCUCACUGCGGAAGAGAGCACCAUCCAGGUUCCCGGGGACAAUGAGCUGCACCGCGCGCUCAAGGCUCGUCACAUUACCAUGAUCGCGAUCGGUGGAGCCAUUGGAACGGGUCUCGUCAUCGGAACCGGAUCUGCCCUCGCAAAAGCUGGUCCGGCCUCGAUUCUUAUCUCCUACUCAAUCGUCGGUCUGGUGGUAUACAUGGUGAUGUGCGGUCUGGGCGAGAUGGCUGCCUGGUUGCCUCUGCCCUCUGGGUUUACGGGCUACGCGGUUCGGUUCUGUGAUCCGGCGUUGGGCUUUGCGAUGGGUUAUACGUACUGGUUCAAAUACAUCAUUGUUACUCCCAACCAACUGACGGCGGGCGCACUCGUGAUAUCCUACUGGGUCGAUAAAGAACGAGUCAAUCCAGGCGUCUGGAUCACCAUAUUCCUCGUCUUGAUCGUCUCGAUUAACUACUUCGGCGUGCGCUUCUUCGGCGAGUUCGAGUUCUGGCUCUCCUCGUUCAAGGUCAUCGUCAUCCUCGGACUGAUCCUGCUGUCGUUCAUCCUCAUGCUGGGCGGUGGGCCCGACCACGACCGCAAAGGGUUCCGCUACUGGAAGAAUCCCGGGGCGUUCAACACCUACAUCGACGACGGGGCUGCCGGCCGCUUCUAUGCCUUCUGGGCGACGAUGGUGUCUGCCACGUUCGCCUACCUGGGCACCGAGCUGGUGGGAGUGACGGUGGGCGAGGCGGAGAACCCGCGCAAGACGAUCCCCAAGGCCAUCAAGCUGACCUUCUACCGCAUCGUGGUGUUCUACAUCCUCAGCGUGCUCCUGGUCGGCACCCUGGUCCCGUACGACUCGGAAGAGCUCAUCUUCGCGACGACGCAGUCGUCCUCGGCGGCCGCCUCGCCGUUUGUGGUGGCCAUCGUGCUAGCGGGCAUCCCGGUGCUUCCGCACAUCCUCAACGCCUGCAUCCUGCUAUUCGUCUUCUCGGCCGCCAAUUCAGACCUCUACAUCGCCACGCGCACGAUCUACGGCCUAGCACGGGAGAACAAGGCGCCCCAGUUCCUGGCCAAGACCGACCGCCGAGGUGUGCCGAUCUACGCCCUGGGCCUGUGCGCCGCGAUCGCCUGCAUCGCGUACAUGAAUGUGUCGUCAGACUCGAAGGUGGUGUUUGGCUACUUCGUCGAUUUAGUGACAAUCUUCGGGCUAUUGACCUGGGUAUCCCUGCUAAUCACGCACAUCUACUUCGUGCGGGCGCGGCGCGCGCAGAACGUGCCCCUAACGGACCUGGCGUACCGGGCCCCGUUCGGGGUAUGGGGCUCGUACGCGGCGCUCGUAUUCUGCGUGCUCAUCUGCCUGACGAAGAGCUUCGACGUGUUCACCCACAACAAGAAAUGGGGCAACUUCAACUACAAGACCUUCAUCACGGCGUACCUGGGCAUCCCGCUGUAUCUGUGUCUGAUCGGCGGGUACAAGCUGGUGACGCGCUGCUCCGGCGUGGAUCCGUACCAGGCCGAUCUGUGGACGGGCAAGGAUGUCGUGGACGCGGAGGAGCGCGCGUAUCUGCGGCGACGGGCGGCGAUGGAGGAGCGGCACCAGGGCGCGAACUGGUUCUAUCGCAAGUUUGUGGCGUGGUUGUUCUAG
Aspergillus homomorphus CBS 101889 is the source of this 1861-nucleotide messenger RNA. RefSeq names its product dicarboxylic amino acid permease agtA. Gene Ontology annotation, molecular function: amino acid transmembrane transporter activity. Gene Ontology annotation, biological process: amino acid transmembrane transport. The record is from RefSeq and is a predicted model, not a curated record. Bases 185 to 1861 code for a protein of 558 amino acids. The transcript is spliced from 5 exons. Lineage: Eukaryota; Fungi; Ascomycota; Eurotiomycetes; Eurotiales; Aspergillaceae. Gene Ontology annotation, cellular component: membrane.